AUGCGGAUCAGACCAUCACGAUUGGCUGGAUUCUGCUACGAAGAUCCUGCACUCAGGGAAGCAAUUCCAUUAUGGAUUUCUACGAAUCUAGGGGGUAGAAACUUCAGAGUAGCCAACGAAUGGCUUGAGUCCCUAGGCAAGCAGACGACCAAGAAUGCAGUCAAGAAGAGUCUUACACAAUUCUCCUGGCGAGGCGACAUUGCCUACACAAACGAUGUUGGUUAUAUGAGAAACCAAGACGACUCUGUUGAAGGACAUGUCGGCUGGAAGGUUCUUACCCUGCUUGUAGCAGCUCAAUGGUCUUCAAUGCCACCAGAAGAUCUACGCGUAGCUCUAGCGGCUUUAAUAGAGCGCUCGCUGUCCCCUGACUCCAAAAUGAAAAUGGGGGAAAUGGUAGACCUGGCCAGAGGCUAUAUCUCUAUCUAUCCCAACGCACAAGGACACGCGCUUACAGAGGGGUCAUUCCUGGAAUUCUUCUAUCGGUCCGAGUCUGCUUCUGAAAUUCUAAGCGAAGCUCACAGCAACAUGGCUGAGGCAUGCGUGAACUUCCUCACGCUUAAAUUACCGGAGUUAUCAGAGGCCAAAAAGUUCCAUUGCAACACAUCAUUCUGGAACGAACCUUUUCUGCAUUACGCCACCAUAUACUGGGGCGAUCACGUCCGCUUAGCAGGAAAGGGAUUGGACUCACGGGUAAUCGAUCAGGCAAUUCAACUUCUCGAGGACACCAAGUGUAUGAAUGCCUACAUCAAAGCAUCCUGGGUAUCCAAUCUUCGACAGAGAGAACCUCUUCAAUGGGAUGUCAAUUCGAAGGUUCAUGCGCUUCAUGUCUGCGCUUGGUUUGGAAUCGCACCCUUGAUCAAGAACCUUCACAGGAGCGGCUCAGUUGACAAGCGGGAGGCCACCUUUGGCCAAACGCCAUUAAUAUAUGCUUGCAGGAAGGGUCACGAAGAAGCUGUUAGUGUGUUACUCGAACUAGGUGCUAACCCUGCUCUCUUCAGCGAUCGUGGCCACAACGCUUUUUUCGAAGCAGUUAUCGUGACCAAAAUGUCACUGGAACAUAUCCAGAGCAAGAUGAAGAUCAUAGACCUCCUGCUUCGGGACGAUCGUAUUCGAUUAAGCGCUACUCACCCAAAAUCAAAACGUCGCACUGUUCUGCACGUUGCAGUUCUCAAGAGCCACGAGGAUAUUGUCGAGCAGCUUCUAAUUAGUGGAGCAAGCCCCAACUGUUUUGACGAGAGAGGAAUUACACCACUCAUGUAUGCGGCACGAGAUUGUAAGGUGAAGAUGGUGGAAACACUUCUACGCCACAAGGCUAGUCCAGAUCUAUUUGGAACAAGUUGGCGAUUUCGCACGACUGCUUUGCAUAUGGUGGUGGAAAGCUAUCCCCAACGUGAAGACAACGACGCAGACGACGACGCUGACGACGAUUCUGACGACGAUGCAGACGACCAUCGAGAGAUCAUCACCAUUUUACUCCGAAACAAAGCCAACCUUGAGUUACGAGAUGCAUGGGGUUUGAAUGUAAUGGCAAAAUCGAAACAGAGAAAUUUGAACCUGUCAGAUUUGUUCGAGAGGACGGCACAAUAUGCUCGACUUCGUACAACUACUGGGUUGUUUGAAAUACUUGUCGAGCCACUACCUAAGCAUGUCCUCCACUCAGCCGUCAGUACAUAUCACGUUCGCGCUGUUCACGAUCUCCUACUUGCAAAACCUUACCUGGCUCGCACAAAAGAUCAAUACGGUAGAACCCCGUUGCAUCUCGCUGCAAACAAUUGCAACAAACAUCUUGGGCGCAAUUGGAACCGUGAUAGAAGCAAGGUUGUUGAGGUAAUUACCUCAGCGCUGAUGACACAUAGUGUUCCAUCCGCUGUAGACAAGUGGGGGUUAACAGCGAUGGACUAUGCGCUUUACAAUCGCGAUGCUUUGAUACAACUCACGCUGCUGGAAGGGGGUGCGAAGCUCGACGCAAAGCGCCACGACGACCUGAACUCUCUUCUAGAACUUGCAUACAAGCUCCAAAAGCUGCGUGCUGUUGGCACACUCCUCAAAUCGGGUGCAGACAAGUUUGAAGCUUACUCCUUGAUCGUCCAGAGAGGGCAUCUGACCUUGAGUUUGGAUGACCUUGGUCAUUUUGAAUAG
This is a messenger RNA of Didymosphaeria variabile, 2139 nucleotides long. RefSeq lists its product as uncharacterized. The transcript is spliced from 2 exons. Gene Ontology annotation, molecular function: protein binding. Bases 1 to 2139 code for a protein of 712 amino acids. NCBI's taxonomy places the organism in Eukaryota, Fungi, Ascomycota, Dothideomycetes, Pleosporales, Didymosphaeriaceae. The record is from RefSeq and is a predicted model, not a curated record.